Messenger RNA from Cherax quadricarinatus, 474 nucleotides. Lineage: Eukaryota; Metazoa; Arthropoda; Malacostraca; Decapoda; Parastacidae. The record is from RefSeq and is a predicted model, not a curated record.
CAGCAGCAGCACAGCCAGCAGCAACAGCAGCAGCAGCAGCAGCAGCAGCACCAGCAGCAGCAGCAGCAGCAGCAGCAACAGCAACAGCAGCAGCAACAGCAGCAGCAGCCACAGCAGCAGCAGCAGCAACAGCAGCAGCAGCAGCAGCAACAGCAACGCAGCAAGCAGCAGCAGCAGCAGCAACAGCAACAGCAACAGCAGCAGCAGCAGCAGCAAGCAGCAGCGCAGCAGCAGCAACAGCAACAGCACAGCAAAACCAGCAGCCAGCAGCUACAGCAGCAGCAGCAGCAGCAGCAGCCACAGCGCAGCAGCAAGCAGCAACAGCAGCAGCAGCAACAGCAACAGCAGCAACAGCAGCAGCAGCAGCCAGCAGCCAACGCAACAGCAGCACAGCAGCAGCAGCAGCAGCAGCAGCAGCAACAGCACAGCAAGCAGCAGCAGCAGCAGACAGCACAACAGCAGCAGCAGCAGCAG